Molecule: messenger RNA, 2182 nt
Organism: Oryza brachyantha (malo sina)
Lineage: Eukaryota; Viridiplantae; Streptophyta; Magnoliopsida; Poales; Poaceae
Product: glucan endo-1,3-beta-glucosidase 12-like
Exons: 4
Coding region: 112-1866 (584 amino acids)
Source: RefSeq, a predicted model, not a curated record
CUCCUUUCUCCUACUCUUCCUUCACCACUGCCCAUUUCCAGCUCCAUUUCCUUCAUCAUAUCUUCCUCUGCGCAAUCAGAUACCUCCUAGCCAAAACCUUUAACUCCUUCAAUGGCAUCUUCUUCUUCUUCUUCCUCUGUUGCCCUCACCACCUUCUGUAUCCUCAUGCUUGAAAUUAUCUGCUCUUCAGGUGCAUCUCUUGGCUGUUCAUAUGGUUCAGCUCAAGUGAAGAUACUGUCCAGGUCAGUGCUUCUCAAUGAGCAGCAAAAUGUCUACCUCUUCUUGAAGCCUUUUCGGAGCUCAAGAUCAUGCAGAGCGAGGCAGCUCGCCGGCGAAUUCGUCAAUGGAGUCGUCGUGCCCAGCCUGCGGCUCAAUGUCAGUGCCGUCGUGGUCACGGCCGACGAGCGGCAGCUCGGUGCUCUGCACUGCACGCUGGAGUCGGUUCAGUCUACGCUUGCCGCCGCUGGAUUGGAUCGGAGCGUCAAGGUCUCGCCGGAGCUCUCGCUGCCUUCUCUGCGGGCCAUGGCGAGGAGCCACCGCGGCAAGAAGCAUUGGCGCAGGGUCGUGGAGUUCGUGAGGAGGUCAGGCUCGUUUGUUCUGGUGGAGAUGGGGACAGAAGGGAAGGGAGGGCUCGCCGUCGCCGAGGUGAUUCAACACGCCGUCGAUGAUGUCGCCGCCGCGUUCGACGAGGACGUCGGCGUGGUGUUCCGUCUCAAGAGCAGUGAGACUCUAAUGACCAGGCUGAUCGGCGAUGCCGUUAGGGGGAAGAGGUUGAUGGGUGUUCUUGCGGAGGUGUCGUCUCCCAGGCGGGAGCUCGCCGCGGCAAGGACGACGGCGCACGACGUGUUCGCGCCGGUUACCAACCCGACGACGAUGCCGGCGACCAAUCCGGUGACGGUGCCCGCGACGAACCCGGCGAUGAACCCGGUGACCCCGGGCAUCGUCACCGUGCCUUCGACCAACCCGGCCACCGGAUACUCCAACAACCCCAACCUCCCGCCGUUGUACCCGGAGCCGACGCCGGUGACGAUGCCCGACCCGACGACGACGACGACGCCCACGCCCUUCAUGAACCCGGUCACCGCGCCGACCAUGCCGUCGCCCGUGACGAACCCCACAACCCCGGUGACCAACCCGGCGACGACGCCGGCCGUCACCAACCCGACGACGACGCCCUACCCGUACCCGCAGCAAGGCGGCAUGCCGACGACGCCGAUAUACCAACCGCCGGCGACGAUGCCCGGCACGGUGCAGCCGGCGGCGCCGACGGUGGCGGGGCAGACCUGGUGCGUGGCCAAGACGGGGCUGAUGGACGCGGUGCUCCAGAACGGGCUGGACUACGCGUGCGGCAUCGGCGGCGCCGACUGCUCGGCGAUCCAGCCGAUGGGCAGCUGCUACAACCCCAACACCAUGCAAGCUCACGCCUCCUACGCCUUCAACAGCUACUUCCAGAGGAACCCCUCGCCGGCGAGCUGCGACUUCGGCGGCGCCGGCAUGCUCGUCAACACAAACCCAAGUUCAGGAACAUGCAUGUUUCAGACGUCGGCAGGCUACGGCGCCGGAUACAGCCCGGGGGUGUCGGGGACAGUGCCGGUGGGCGGCGCCGGCGUGACGCCGAUGGGACCGGCGGUGGGCGGCGUGACACCGAUGGGGCCGGCGGUGGGCGGCGUGACGCCGAUGGGGCCGGCGGCGGGCGGCGGGUCGGGGUCGACGGUGCUGAACGCGAACAGCCCCGGCGGCGGGAACUCGAUGUACGGCUCCGACAACCCGACGAGCCUCUCCGGCGGCGCGGCCUCGCUGUCCUGUGGCUGGGUGCUGUGCCUCAUCUGGAUAUUCACCUUUGCAUACGUCAAGGAGAAAGUGUAGCUUGUUCUUCUUCUUGCUGCUGCUGCUGCUGAUGUUUCAGUGUCAACUCUUGUAGUUGAUUCAGCUGUGUACAGAUGCAUAGAUAAUUUGGGUGAAUUCAUAGGGGACAAGGCUAGAUGUUUUGUGAGUUUCUCUGUAACCUGUAUAUGACUAUAUGAACUGGGCAGAAUGAUGCUUAGCCAUCAUAUAUGUUGUAGGUGAGCAUAGAGAUCCUUCUCUAUGGAGACAUGCUUGUUCUAGUGCUUGAUAUGAUAUCAGUUGAUACUGUUCUUGUUCUUGGCAGCUUUAUCUUUGCAUCUCUUCCAUGAUGAUACUA